AUGGCGCUCGCCUCCGCCCCCUCGUGUCCUGCUGCCGCCCGGCUCAUCGUCUCGCUGCUUGUCGUAACCGCGGCGGCGGUGCACUUCGUCCGAGCCGACGACCACUGGCGAGAGAUCGACGAAGACGACGCCUUCUCAAUAGAAGUGCCCGUGGGCCCGGAGCAGGGGUCGCGACGCGAACGGCGGCAGUUCGGCUGGCCGGGCAUCCUGCCGGUGGGUCCGUGCUUCACCAGCAAGGGCGUGCUCGGCCGCUGCACCAGCUUCCGCCAGUGCUACCCCUACUUCAAGCUGCCCGAGCUCACCAAUUGGGAGACCUGGGUGCUUGGCAUGUACGACACGUGCAGCUACUUCACAGAGAAUGGCCGUCAGAUGUUCGGCGUGUGCUGCACGAACCCGGUGACGCCGCGGCCGACGCAGCCGCCGCGGCCGACGCCGCCCACGGAGCCGGUGGUGGCGCCGGAAGAGCCGAGCCCGGCGCCGGGUCCCGUGCCGCCCAACUGGCCGCCGCCGCUGCCGACGCACUCGCCCAACAACACGAUCCCGCCGCUGCCGACGCACCCGCCGUCGCCCGGCUGGCCCGGCCUGGAGCCGGGCCCGGGCACCACGCAGCCCGUCACGCCGCCCACGCAGCCGACGCGGCCGCCCUGGCAGCCGCCCACGCAGCCCACGAGGCCCACCCGCCCUCCUUGGCAGCCGCCCACGCAGCCGCCGGCCACGCGCCCGCCGACCGCGGCGCCCACGCCCGCAACGACCCCGGCCCCGCAGCCGCCGGGCGGCGGAGCCGACGGCACGUGUGGCAUCAAAAACGGCUACCAGGACCAGGAGCGCAUCGUCGGCGGACACAACGCCGAUCUCGGGGAGUGGCCCUGGAUUGCAGCUCUUUUCAACAGUGGAAGGCAAUUCUGUGGAGGGUCCCUCAUUGACACAACACACAUUCUCACUGCUGCUCACUGUGUCGCUCACAUGAGCUCUUGGGAUGUUGCAAGAGUUACCGUACGUCUAGGCGAUUACAAUAUACGAAUAAAUACAGAAACAAGGCACAUCGAAAAGAAGGUUAAGAGAGUUGUUCGACAUCGUGGUUUUGAUGCUCGUACACUGUAUAAUGAUGUUGCAAUUCUCACAAUGGACUCCCCGGUUACAUACUCAAAGAUGAUUCGCCCUGUCUGUCUACCAACUGGAAGUGCAAAGUAUGAAAGUCAGGAAGCAACUGUAAUUGGCUGGGGAAGUCUUCGUGAAAGUGGCCCACAACCGGCAGUCUUGCAGGAGGUAACAAUACCCAUAUGGACAAAUCGAGAAUGUAAGGCAAAAUAUGGAAAUGCAGCACCUGGUGGUAUAGUGGAACAUUUUCUAUGUGCAGGACAAGCAGGACGUGACUCAUGCAGUGGUGACAGUGGUGGCCCACUCAUGAUUAACAACGGCCGCUGGACACAGGUGGGCAUUGUCAGCUGGGGAAUUGGCUGUGGCAAAGGCCAGUAUCCAGGAGUUUAUACGCGUGUCACUCAUUUCAUGCCAUGGAUUACAAAGAAUCUGAAGUAAUGCAGAAAAUGAGAAUGAGGUGGCACAUCUUGCCAUUUUGUGAUGGUAUCAAUAAGUUACAACAAAAACAGUACACAACUGUGCUUCAACUCUUCAAGAUUUACAGUUAUAUUUACGACCCUCAUCACUGUAACUAUGCAAUAAAUGAUAAGUACACAACUACA
Molecule: messenger RNA, 1700 nt
Organism: Schistocerca gregaria
Lineage: Eukaryota; Metazoa; Arthropoda; Insecta; Orthoptera; Acrididae
Product: proclotting enzyme-like
Exons: 8
Coding region: 1-1536 (511 amino acids)
Biological process (GO): proteolysis
Molecular function (GO): serine-type endopeptidase activity
Source: RefSeq, a predicted model, not a curated record